GAGCUACAGCAGCAGGCCAGGGCCAGGCUCGGGCGACGGGCAGUGGCGGGGAUGGGGACCUGGCGGGCGCUGCCAGGGAGACUGUGUGAGAGUGUGUCACCUUGUGUAGGGCUCCGUGUGUAACUGUGAGGCUGUGGAUGUGACAGGAUAUGAUUUAUGUCACUGUGUGUGUGCGAUUGUGCGUGACUGACAGUCUGGGUCUGUGUAUGAAUAUGUGCGUUUGUGUGUGCAGCUACAACUAUGCUAUUGUAUAUGGGCGUGAGAGACUGCGCGUGAGACUGUGUGUGUAUGUGUCGCAGUGUGAAUGUGAUUGUUUGUCCACGUGUCUCUGCGGAUAUAACUGAAUGUAGCUGACAGGUGCGAUUUUGUGUGACCAUGACUAUCUCUGAAGGUAUAAUUUUCGUGAGUUGUGUGACAGAAUAUAUGACUUUGUGUGGUCUGUCGCUGAGUGUGCGUGACUGUCGCUCUUGGAGUAAUUGUGUGUGACCAUUUCCCUGUUUUCGUGCUAGAGUGGUGUGUGUGUGAGACAGUGAGAGAGAGAGAUUAUGGUUGUGAUUGUGAGACUGUGUGCUAUUGGUUGAGAACUGAAAUGUGUAUGUGCGAUUGUGGGCUUCACUGUGUGAGACGUAGUGUGUGAUAGUGAAGUACAGAAAGAUCAAAAUUACUUGCCCAAGUUUACACCGUUAAUAAGUGACAGAAUGGGGACUUGAACAAAGGCAGUUUGGCUUCAGAGUCCUUGCAUUUAAUUACUAAUCUCUUUGAUCUUUCCCACAUUGUGAGGGUGAAAACUGAGUGCCCUGGGCCCUGAAGGUAUUGGAGGGGAUUUUUCCUGGUCUUGGACUAGGAACUUAAUCUGGAUCUCUUUCUUCAGUCCUCUUGCGAGUAACAGGACCCAGUCUAAAAGACACUGUAGUGAGAACAUCCUCAAACUGGCUGCCCCUGCUGGAGGAAAGCCCAGCCUGAAGCCCAGUCUUCCUCUGCUUAGGCCAUUGAGUUGGAGAUUUUAGCCUUGUCCUUGUCAAAACUUUUCCAUUUUGGUGCUGACAGAGGUUGGCUUCAUGGCUUUAUUUCUUAUGUACCAAGUAAGCUAAGUUUCCAGGGCUGACUCUCAGUAAAGAAAAAUGUCCUCAUUUUUUCCCCAAAUGUUUGUGUAGAAUCUCAAUGGGAACAAGGGUGACACUUUUUGACAGUGAAUAAAGAAAGGUUCUGAGAGAGAACUUGCCCACAGUUAUGUAGUUAAUGAGAAAAGAGUGGAGAGUCACCUGGGUCUGGGGGCUAUAAAGCCCAAGUCUUUUUAUCACAGUUUGUUUUAGAGGUUGGUGGCUCAUCUCAAAUACAGAGACAUAUCUAAGGAAUACACAGGUAUUUGCAAACCGAGACUUAAGUUUCUUUUAGGCCUGUACUGUUCAGGGCUGCUGCGUCCAAAUGCCGGGAAGACUGCACUGAUUCUCCUCAGGUUGCACAGGCAAUAGUGGGCAAUUUCAAACUGCACUUCACUAAGGAAACAACUUCCUAGAGACUGAGUUGGCUAAGUGUGAAGUAGCUCAGGACGAAUCAUGUAGCCUCAAUUCUAGGUCACACAAUUAUCCCCGUUUUCAGAAUGAAGAAAUCUUGCCUCUGAGUGGACAAGGACUUGUUUCAUGCUGCACAGUUUGUUGUUGAUUUAGAAUUAAAAUUUGCUGCGUCCCUCAGGGUGCAUCUUCUGUGGGGUAAUAAAGGUAAUGUCUACCAUCUCUGAAGAUGCUUCUUUAAGGAAUAUAUGGCAUUGAUUCCUCAGGUUUUGUUGAAUAUUUCCCAUUUAGACAUUGUGGCUUCUUGAAAGAGGACCAGUUUCUGAGUCAUAUCUUGGUUGGAUGCUUGUAACUUUGGGUUCAUUGCUUAUGGUUUUUGAACCUCAAUUUGGCUUAUUUGUAAAAUGGGGAAAUGGGGAUAUCUACCUUGGGGAGAAUUAAAUGAGAUAAUGAUAUACGCAACAUGUGUAACAUCAUUAUUUAUAUUAUGGGAGGCACAGUAAGAUUUAUUUAUUAAUUUACCAAAUAUUUUUUGAGCACCUACAACAGUUCCAGCAUUGUUCUAGCACUGCAGUUAUACCAGUGAACCAAACGAUUUUGUUCUUCUCCCAAAGAGAAAACUGAAGAAGGAAGGAGAAAUGGCUGUUGGACUUUGUAAAGCCAUGUCCCAAUGAAAGGAGGACCAGGGUCAGCAGCUCAAAGCAAGAAUGGGAAGAGGAUUGGUGGUUUGAGAGAGAGAGAAGGGAAUGGUGACCUUCAGGGAUGUGGCUGUGGACUUUUCCCAAGAGGAGUGGGAAGGGCUGGACUCAUCUCAGAGGGAUUUAUACAGAGAUGUCAUGCUGGAGAACUACAAGAACUUGGACUGUCCAUUUCUAAGCCAAACACGAUCUCCUUACUGGAGCAAGGGAAGCAACCUUGGAUGUUGGAAAGAGAGACGUCAGAUGCUCAGUGUGCAGACUGGGAGUCUUGGUGUGAAAUUACGGAAAUAUCUCCAAAAUGGUACAUUGAUGAAGAUGAAAUAUCCCAGGGGAUGGUAAUAGAAAGGCUUACAAGUCAUGACUUUGAGUGCUCCGAUUUCAGAGAAGUCUGGAAAUAUGAGGGUGAAUUUGAGCAGCAUCAGGGAAAUCAGGAGAGGUGUAUCAGGCAAGUGACAACUCUAAAGGAAAUCCCUGCUGAGAAAAGAGAGCGUAAAUAUAGUAACUCUGGGAGAAGCAGCCCCCUGCAGUCAGUACUGUUAACACAAGACAGAGUUCCUGCAGAAGAGCCAGUACAUAAAUCUGAUACUUACGAAGAAAUUGUCCCCCCAAAUUCAGUCAUAAUUGAACAUGCAAGACUCCAUGCUGAAAAGGAAUCUUUGAUAGAUAGUGACUGUGAUGAAGAAUUCAACCAGAGUGUACACCUUACUAAGGAUAUAGAAAUUCCUUCUCAUGGGAAACCUUAUGAAAGUAAUGAUUUUUCAGAUCUCUUAAGUUUUCACUCAUUACUUACUCAACAUCAGACAACGAAUUUUGGAAAAUUACACCAUGGAUACAAUGAAUGUGGUGAUGCCUUUAGCUGUUACUCGUUCUUUACUCAGCCUCAGAGAACUCACGGCAGAGAGAAACCGUGUGCAUGCAACAACUGCGGAAAAGCCUUUAGCCAUGACUUUUUUCUCAGUGAACAUCAGAGAACUCAUAUUGGAGAGAAACCAUAUGAAUGCAAAGAAUGUAGCAAAGCUUUCAGACAGAGUGCACACCUUGCUCAACAUCAGAGGAUCCACACUGGAGAGAAACCCUUUUCAUGCAAUGAAUGUGGGAAAGCCUUUAGCCGUUAUGCUUUCCUUGUUGAACAUCAGAGAAUUCACACAGGAGAGAAACCAUAUGAAUGUAAGGAAUGUAACAAAGCCUUCAGACAGAGUGCACACCUUAAUCAACAUCAGAGAAUCCACACUGGAGAGAAACCUUAUGAAUGUAAUCAAUGUGGAAAAGCCUUCAGUAGGCGCAUAGCCCUUACUCUGCAUCAAAGAAUUCAUACAGGAGAGAAGCCCUUCAAGUGUAAUGAAUGUGGGAAGACAUUUGGCUAUCGCUCACACCUUAAUCAACACCAGAGAAUUCAUACCGGAGAAAAGCCCUAUGAGUGCAUCAAAUGUGGGAAGUUUUUUAGGACUGACUCACAACUUAAUCGGCAUCAUAGAAUUCAUACUGGAGAGAGACCAUUUGAAUGCAGUAAAUGUGGGAAAGCCUUUAGUGAUGCUUUAGUUCUAAUUCACCAUAAGAGAAGUCACGCAGGAGAGAAACCCUAUGAAUGUAACAAAUGUGGGAAGGCCUUUAGUUGUGGCUCAUACCUUAAUCAACAUCAGAGAAUUCACACUGGAGAGAAACCCUAUGGAUGUAAUGAAUGUGGGAAGGCUUUCCAUCAGAUCUUAUCCCUUAGGCUACACCAGAGAAUUCAUGCUGGAGAAAAACCCCGUAAGUGCAGUGAGUGUGGGAAUAAUUUUAGUUGUGCCUCAGCCCUUAGGCGACAUCAGAGAAUUCAUAAUAGAGAAACCCUCUAUUAUAACAAAUAUAGGAAAGAGAACAUUUAAUCAUCACUACUUAUUGAUUAUCAUUUCAUUCUUUUUAGAUAGUAAUUCUAUGAAUGUAGUAUAUAUGGAAAAGCCUUCAGUCCAUACGCUUUUCUUACUUGAAAUAGCAUGAGAAGUGGACAUCUGUUUUUAUCUAUAACCCAUUUUUUGACUUAUCCCCAGCCCCACUGCAUGUGAUUUUGAUGAAACUGAUAAUCAUGGAGAGCAGGGGAUUGGUCACAGGCCAACUUGUGAUUAAUAAGGAAUUGGCAAACAGCCUUGUCUGGGACAAUAUAGUCCUUUGAGGAAUUAUAUGGUUAUUAAGAGAGGACUAUUUUUUUUUCCAGAAUUGCUAGCUUUGAUAAUUAAGUAAGAUUAAAAACUAACCGUAUCAUUUUUGCCACUCACUACAUGAGAAAAGCUUUCCCGAAGAUAAAACUGACACAGAGGAAAAUGAAGAUGAGAGAGAUAUCUGUUGACAUUGUUUGAUCUAGAUCCAGCCAUGCUUAAGUCUAUACCAUUUAUUAUUUUUUCAUCUUUAUGAGCCAAUGAAUUCCCUUUUUUUGCUUAAUUUGAAUUGCAUUUUUAACUUGGAAUUCAGAGUCCUGACUCACACACCCUGUGUUUACUGUAAUUGUUAGAAAGCCUUAAUCCUCUUUAUGGCAUAAUUAUUUAUCCUGAGGAGAAAAGUUAUGAUAUGUCAAGUACAUGAAAGUUGGAAAUACAGCCUUAUAAAACUGAGAGAAUUGUUACAUUUUAUAUAUUGAUAAGAAAUUAGUAUUUACUAGUCUGAGUCACAAUAAAGAUGAAUUUUUCAAAAUUCAGUUAGUAAAAUCCUUAACAGGCUUCCCUUAAAUAGUUAAAACCAUUUGCAGAAGUGACUCACCAUAAGCCUUUAAAGAGAGAAUGGCAAGCUAAGAGAAGAUUGGAUGGAUCAGUUUAAUGAAUGGUGCUUCAUCUUAAAGGAAUUAUUUGUUUUUCUGCUUUCAGUGUUGAUUUGAACAUGUUGAGUGGUAGUCGGUAAUAAGAUAGGAUUUUAAAUGAGGUCUUCUUUUGUAGGUGGGCUGUAAGCUUGGUUGAAGAAGUUUAUGGAUAAUUUCUUUGAAACUAGAGAUAUCAGACAUGGCAUUUUUGGCAGACAAAAAGGAUCAGCCAUUUUCAACUAACGGUAAAAGUAAAGCAAUUGGAGCCUAAGAUUUCUAGAGAAUAAAUCAUUGCCAUUCUUCAGAGUGAUGAAGAACCUGAGGGUAUGGGCAAUAUAUUCCUAUCUUAUCUGCAUAGAUAUAGGGAGGUAAACUUUGGUGAUAUGGAAACUUAGCCACCUUGAACAUUCAGAACCAGUAAGAAUCUUGAGCAUUGUCCAGAGAGCAUAUAUAAAAACAGAUCAUAACAAAUGAAUUAGGGAAAAAAGAAGAGCCUAUAUAUGUGCAUGGAUGAUGGCUACUUUCAUAAUUUAAUAGUCAAUUUAAACAUCUAAUAAAAAUUUGAAAAUUCUUAAAUAUUAAAACAAAUUCUCUUUAAAAAAAACUACAGAUAUAGUAGGACUCAAUACUUCAAGCCUUGAACAGAAACAAAUAUAAUGAUUAUCAAACAUUACCAAACUUAUAUCACAUCUAAUCUAAAAUCAUUAGUAUAAUCUUACUUCAUAUUAUUAUUUCUUGUACUUCCUGGAGAUAUAGGAAUAUUUACAGUUGAUCCUCAUAAUUCACAGAUUCCGUAUUUGCAAAUUUGCCUGCUCCCUAAAAUAUGUUUGUAAUCCAAAAAUCAGUAUUCAUGAUCAUUUGUGGACAUGCACACAGCAGUGAAAAAUGUGAGUCACCGGACACUUUCCCAGCUGAGGUUGAAUGAAGUGACCUGCCGCUCUCUUGUUUGAGCUCUCAUACUGUAAACAAAUGUCCUUUUUGCAGUCUAUUUAGUGCUACAUUUUUCACAUUUUUUGUUGGUGAAUUCACUGUUUAAAAUGGCUUCCAAGCACAAUGCUGAAGUGUACUGUUUAUUUUCUUAAGCACAAGAAGACUGUGAUGUGCCUUAUGGAGAAAAUACAUGUAAGCAUAAGCCCAGGCCACUGGUUGAUUCUCUGGUUGUAUGAUUAAACUUCACUUGUAACAUUGAAGAAAUCUUUUACGCCCAUGCCUUUAGCAUAGGUGUUUGUAUGUUGCAGUAUGGUGUUUCUCUGUGCACUGAGGUUUCGUUUAUGUGCAACCCACUGUCUUGUGAUAAUUGACCUAAUCUUUUAGUGUUACUGAAAAUUUACAUUUUAUUAGUAUUUCAUACUUUCUAGGACCAUGUAGAGAUUCCUGUUCUAGGAGGUGAGAGUUUGAGCCUGCAGCUAAUUGUCUUUACUAUUAGACUCAUUCAUUUAGAACACACUGGUGAACUCUUUCCACUUUCUUAUUGGGUGGGAUCAAUGGUUAUUGACUCUUGGAUCCCUUUUUUAAUCUGGAGGUAGCAUAUGAUAAAAAAUCAAUGGUAUUGAAGGAUGAACUCCAAGCUGCACUGAAGGCACUGGUGAAAAACAAGCUUCAAGAAUUGACAGAAUACCAACUGAGAUGUUUGAACAAACGGAUGCAGUGCUGGAGGUGCUCACUCUUCUAUGCCAAGAAGUUUGGAAGACACCAACCUGGCCAGCUGACUGGAAGAGACUUGUAUUUGUGCCCAUUCCAAAGAAAGGUGAUCCAACAGAAUGUGGAAAUUAUUGAACACUAUCAUUAAUACCACAUGCAAGUAAAAUUUUGCUGAAGAUCAUUCAAAAGGGGUCGCAGCAGUACAUUGACCGGGAACUGCGAGAAAUUCAAGCCAGAUUCAGAAAGGACGGGGAACAAGGGAUAUCAUUGCUGACGUCAGAUGAAUCUUGGCUGAAAGCAGAGAAUACCAGAAAGAUGUUUACCUGUAUUUUCUUGACUAUGCAAAGGUAUUCGACUAUGUGGAUCAUAACAAAUUAUGGAUAGCAUUGCAAAGAAUGGAAAUUCUAGGACACUUAAUUGUGCUCCUGUGAAACCUGUACAUAGACCAAAAGGCAGUCAUUGGAACAGAGCAAGGGGAUAUUGCAUGGUUUAAAAUCAGGAAAGGUGUGCAUCAGGGUUGUGUCCUUUCACCAUACCUAUUCAGUGUGUAUGCUGAGCAGAUAAUCCAAGAAGCUGGACUGACCCAAGCCAUGAUACUUUUGAUAUUAUAUGCAUGCCAAAGCUGCGAAGUGAAGAAGGAAGACAGAAGAAGAAUUGACAUCUUUGAGUUAUGGUGUUGGCAAAGGAUAUUGAAUAUACCGUGGACUGCCAGAAGAACAAACAAGUCUGUCUUGGAAGAAAUACAGCCAGAGUGCUCCUCAGAAGCAAGGAUGCUGAGACUUCAUCUCAUGGACUUUGGACAUGUUACCAGGAGGGACCAGUUGCUGGAGAAGGACGUCAUACUUGGUAAAGUAGGUCAGCAAAAAAGAGGAAGACCUUUGAUGAGAUGGAUUGACAGAGGCUGCAGCAAUGGACUCAGACAUAAUGAAAUGAGGAUGGUGCGGGAUGGGGCAGUGUUUCGUUCUUUUUUACAUAGGGUCGCUAUGAGUAGGAACUAACUUGAUGGCACCUAACAACAACAUUAUGUAUGACCUUUAGUGUUGAACACAUCUUUCUGCCUUGUUACAGUGUAUGCAAUUUUUGCUUGUCAUAUUUAAGAGUUUUCUUUGUUUAGUCUUGAUUAAGCAGAAGAUUUGUGUUCAUGUAUGUGUGUCUGUGUCUAUUUCAUUUUAAAAUUUUGUAUUGAGUGCCAAUUAUGUGCCAGGCUUUGUUCUAUUGUAGGCAAUGGAGAAUCAGUAGUGAACUAAACAGACAAAAAUCCCUGUUUGUAGAACUAAUUUCUAAUGGAGAAAACAGACAAUAAAAAGAUGUGUAAGUAAAUUUAAAUAGUGUGGCCAUGGAACCAAAACCAACCAAACCUGUUGCCAUCAAGUCGAUUCUGACUCACAGUGACCCUAUAGGACAGAGUGGAACUGCCCCAUAGGGUUUCCAAGGAGUGGCUGGUGGAUUUGAACUGUUGACCUUUUGGUUAGUAGCUGAGCUCUUAACCACCAUGCCACCAGGGCUCCGUCUAUCUAUCUAUCUAAUCUAUCCAUUCACAUAUACACAGACACAAAUCUAGGCACAUUUCUAUGCCUCAUACGCCUAACAGAAAAGAGAUCCAUAUGUAUUACACAGUACUUAUUUCAUUAUGACCUUCCUUGUGUUUGGGCGUUUUAUAUCAACAUUUUUCUUUUGAGUCUCAUGAAUUUAUGCCCUUUAACAAUCUUAACAAAUUUUAAUUAAUUCAUAUUUUUGAUGCUCAUAUUUCAGAACUUAGCACUGGAGGACACUUUAAGCUACCUUUUUGCAGCUGUCCUUACUUUCUGGUAGUAAUAGCAUAUUCCAGAUGCAUCCUCAGUGUUUCUACCCUCCAUCAUAAAGUCAGGAGAAAUUCAGAAAAGGAGAAAAUAAUCAUGUACAUCUCAAAGAGGACAUGGCAUCAGAAACAGGAGUUCCCCCUUUAAGAAAGGAAAUAGUUUUUCUCAGUAAAAUGCCUUGCUAGCUACAUUUGGGGUAGUAAGAAUAAGUCUAAGUAAGGCUGAAUUUUCCUUAUAUGCUAUAUUUUCUGCUUUUUAUAGUUCCUUAUACCCACAGAGAAAAAGAUGGCCCAACUUCACAGUAGAAGUAUAAACUAUGCCUUAAAAACUUGAAUUUGUUUCAGAAUUUGUGAAACAUUUCAAUUAAAUAACAAUGGUCGUUUGAAAAUUAAGGAUAAUUAAAAGUUGUCUGAAUUCAGACGAGAAUCUAAUAGUCAAAAUAUAUAUAAACCUUUCAACAACAAGUACAACAACAAACACAGUCGUAAAAUGGGCAAAGGGCUUGAAUAGACAUUGCACCAAAGAGGACACUCGAAUGGCCACCAAACACAAGAAAAGAUGCAUCAUCAGCCAUCAGAGAGAUGCAAGUCAAAACCACAAUGAGAUACCAUUUCACUCUUAUUAGUAACUGACUUGAUGGCACCUAAUAACAGCAGUAUGGCUAAGAUAAACAAAUAAUGUUGGUGAGAAUGUGGGGAAAUUAAAACCCCUACCCAUUCCUGGUGGGAAUGCAAAAUGGUACAGCUGUUGUGGAAAACUGCGUCUUGGUUCCUCAAAAAAUUAAAAAUAGAACUGCCACAUGAUCCAGCAAUUCCAUUCCUAGGUAUAUACCCAAAAGACUUAAAAACAGAGACUCGUACUUGCGCACCGAUAUUCACUGCAGCACCAUUCACAAUAGCCAAAUGUGGAAACAACCUAAAUGCCCAUCAGCAGAUGAAUGGAUAAACAAAAUGUGGUUCAUACAAAGAACAGUAAUCAGCCGGUAGGAGAAAUGAAGUCUCGAUACAAGCUACGGUAUGGAUGGAGCUGAGUGAAAUAAGCCAGUCAUGAAAGGACAAAUACUGUAUGACCUCACUUCCAUGAAAAGACAAGAAGCCAAAGCUUAUUAGUGGUUACAAAGGGGGUGGGGUGGGGUGGGGGGAAGAGGGUUAACAGAGAUGGAAAAAAUCGCAUUGAUUAAAGGUAGAGUGGCCUGGCUGAUUCUUGUAAA
Molecule: messenger RNA, 9626 nt
Organism: Loxodonta africana (African savanna elephant)
Lineage: Eukaryota; Metazoa; Chordata; Mammalia; Proboscidea; Elephantidae
Gene: ZNF527
Product: zinc finger protein 527
Exons: 6
Coding region: 2182-4074 (630 amino acids)
Biological process (GO): regulation of transcription by RNA polymerase II
Cellular component (GO): nucleus
Molecular function (GO): DNA-binding transcription factor activity, RNA polymerase II-specific; RNA polymerase II cis-regulatory region sequence-specific DNA binding
Source: RefSeq, a predicted model, not a curated record